Molecule: messenger RNA, 2639 nt
Organism: Musa acuminata AAA Group (dessert banana)
Lineage: Eukaryota; Viridiplantae; Streptophyta; Magnoliopsida; Zingiberales; Musaceae
Product: protein RICE SALT SENSITIVE 3-like
Exons: 7
Coding region: 978-2282 (434 amino acids)
Source: RefSeq, a predicted model, not a curated record
AGGAGACUGACGACAAGAUUAACCGGGGGGAGGGGGGUUCUGCCAGCUGCAGUCACCUUGAUCCUUGAGGAAAUGUGCCAACCAGUCGACAUAUUGUUUGGCAGAAUGCAAAAUGUGGCCAGCAUUUCUUGUUCGAAGAUGCUACCGAGAGACUAUUUAAUGGUCUCCCUGUUGCCUCUUUACUGUCUACUCACGUGCACUGUAAGGCGGAGAUCUGAUCAUUUGUGGUGGCUGAAUCUGGUAUCGGAUUGUAUGACCAGGGUAAUUCGAGCUGUUAUGCUGGAAUUCUGUGCGGCGGUGGAAGUUUGAUCCGUCCGCCAUCCAUGUUUCCUUGGAUUGCGGGAUGGCCAUGGGUUGUGGACAAAGUGGAGCGGGAACGAACCAUGCAUGCAGGUUCAUGGCGAGCGUGAGCUGGGCAACUGUUGGUAUCCCUCUCUCAUCUCGUCACCUGAACAAGCAACAGUGUUGUCAACUGCGCUCGAGGGUAGGUCUGUAAUAGGAGUUAAAAAGUAACCCGAGGUUAAAAGAGACAGGACCAGCAUGCCACAUGACAAAGCAGCAAGGGAAAGAAGCUCACCCGUAUCCUCCUCAACGUUGAACUGUUUUCUACUCCUCCCAAAAGUAAAUAGCCAGACACCAACAGCUCCAAAAUCCCUCACUCACUCUCUCUCUCUCACUCUCUGCUCUUUUGUUAACAAACUUGGUCAGGCCACUGCGAAAGGUAGGAAAGCUGAGGUGGGGAUGUGAGACCUCCUGCUGCAAAGAGAGAGUUGGAGAGAGACCAGAGAGAAAGAAAGCCGAGGGGCCCUGCCACUCCUCUUUACUUACCCAACCUUGGUGUGGGGUUUGGUUGCACUGUUGAUCGAAGGUGUGAUAGCAUCAUCGGAGCAAGUUCAAGGAGGGUGAAAGGGAAAAAUAAGUAUAUAUCAAACAAAGAGUGAGAUAGAGAUAGAGAUAGAGAUAGAAGGAAGAAAGAGAUGGUGGGCUCAGGAGUGGGAGGAGAUAGUAGAAGCAAGGAGGCCGUGGGCAUGUUGGCUCUCCACGAGGCCCUCAGGAACGUCUGCCUCAACUCGGAUUGGACUUACUCCGUCUUCUGGACCAUCCGACCUCGCCCGAGGUGUAGAGGAGGAAAUGGCUGCAAGGUUGGGGACGACAAUGGCAACCUGAUGUUGAUGUGGGAGGAUGGGUUCUGUAGGACAAGAGUGGAUGAUAUCGAUGGAGAAGACCAAGUGAGAAAGGCCUUCAGCAAGAUGUCCAUUCAGCUGUAUAAUUAUGGAGAAGGGCUGAUGGGUAAGGUUGCUUCUGAUAAGUGUCACAAAUGGGUCUUCAAGGAACCUUCUGAAUGCGAACCCAACAUCGCCAACUACUGGCAGAGCUCCUUUGAUGCUCUUCCUCCUGAAUGGAAUGAUCAGUUUGCUUCUGGCAUUCAGACUAUAGCUGUGAUUCAAGCUGGCCAUGGGCUGCUACAGCUGGGUUCCUGCAACAUUAUACCUGAAGACCUGCAUUUUGUGUUGAGGAUGAGACACAUGUUUGAGUCACUGGGUUACCAAUCUGGCUUCUUCCUUUCCCAGCUGUUUUCCUCUUCCAGGAACAGCUCUCCAUCACCAUCUGCCCCGGUGAAGCAGAUCCCAGCUCGGCCUCCGCCGCCGGUCUUCAACUGGAGCCACCCUCCACUCGCUUCCCCUGCUUACCACCCUUCGGCUCAAAUGGGACUACCCAGCAACAAAGACGACACCCAGCUGUACCUCCUCCCUCCCUCCUCCGAAGCACAGAUGGAUGAGAUGAUGCCGGAGCAGGAAUCCGACCUGAAAUGGCCCAAUGGACUGUCCUUCUUCACUGCUUUAACGGGAAGAACAGAUGAUGCCAAGCUACUGUUUGGUGCCGAGAUGUUGGGACACCAACCACCACCUCAUCAGCAUCCUCUCAUGACGGCUCGGAAGAAUCUGACUGCAAGCUCUCCGGUCAGCAUCUGUGGCAAUGCGGAUGAGUCGAAGGCCAUCGAGGCUUCUGGCUUGCCGGGCCAGGGAAAUAUAGGCGAUAGCGGCGCAGCACUCAGUGCCAGUAACACCGAGGAUCUCUUGAGUUUGGAAAGUCAUUCCGGCAAGGCUAGGAAGAUGGAGAACAGCAAGUUCAAGAGGAGCUUCACAUUACCCGCAAGAAUGACUACCUCUUCUUCGUCGUCUUCGUUGGACCAUCAUCACGCAUCAACACCACAGCCCAUGGAUUACAGGGGCUCGGAGGCCGGGAUCUACCAAGACAUCAUGGAAACCUUCUUGGACUAAUCCGAGAUCAGGCCUAGUGUCUGUGGGAGGAGGUUGUAAGACAAGGGUUUGAACUAGUGAUCAUGUGGCUUACUCUCCUCUCAGUGGCUGGCUCUACUCCAUCCUUGCUCCUACCGGUCUGCCUUCAACUGCUUGUUCACCUGUAUCGAUAUGCUGCGGAUGAUCUUCUGAAGGAUUUUGUUUGCAGUAGUUUUAGAGUGAUUUAGAUGGACUUUAGGAUUGGAUUGCAAAUAUAACUCUGCUAAUGUUGUGCUCGGUUUCUUGGUGAGAAUGAGAAAUGUGUCUAGUUAAUUAGCAAGAGUAUGUUGUCUUGCUCUUUUUGUUUGGAAAAUAAAGCAGCUGAGUCCUCCUCUUUCA